UUUUUUUUUUUCCUUUUCUUUUUUCUUUUUUAACACUUUACAAGUUUUUCUCAGAAUGCUCGAAGCGCUCUACUCUGCGCCGUUCAGCGUCCUGCGCGCGCCGAACGUCAAGGUGCGGCUGCCGUCGGUGGAGCGACCUGGCGCGAUGACGGUCUUCGCAGUGAUUUUCCUGUCGUACUGGCUUGUGACUGCAGGCAUCAUCUACGACAUUAUCACCGAGACGCCCAGCUUUGGCCAGACGCUCGACGAGCGCGGGAACGUUCGCCCGCAGCCCUUCCUGCCCUACCGCAUCAACGGCCAGUUCAUCAUCGAGGGCAUCACCGCCGCGUUCAUGUUCGCUCUCGGCGCCAUCGGAUUCAUCAUGUUUGACCGAGUCAAUAACAAGCCAAUGCAAAAGCUCGAGCGCUCCAUCUUCCUGGGCGUCGGCAGCUUGUGCGUCUUCCUGUCCUUUGUGCUCUGCCGAGUGUUCAUCCGCAUGAAGCUUCCAGGGUACCUCAGCGACUAAGCGGAAUUCGCAUCAAACCUUUUUAGCCAGCCAGAUUGGAGUGAAUCGUUCCCAGCGGUUUCUUUUGUUACAGAAUACAAUUAUCACCCU
Molecule: messenger RNA, 595 nt
Organism: Capsaspora owczarzaki ATCC 30864
Lineage: Eukaryota; Filasterea; Ministeriida; Capsasporidae
Exons: 3
Coding region: 56-505 (149 amino acids)
Cellular component (GO): oligosaccharyltransferase complex
Source: RefSeq, a predicted model, not a curated record